Grammomys surdaster is the source of this 2413-nucleotide messenger RNA. It is a transcript of the gene Ctu1, whose product is annotated as cytosolic thiouridylase subunit 1. The coding region runs from base 128 to 1276 and encodes 382 amino acids. Gene Ontology annotation, biological process: tRNA wobble position uridine thiolation. Gene Ontology annotation, molecular function: tRNA binding. Gene Ontology annotation, cellular component: cytosolic tRNA wobble base thiouridylase complex; mitochondrion. The record is from RefSeq and is a predicted model, not a curated record. Lineage: Eukaryota; Metazoa; Chordata; Mammalia; Rodentia; Muridae. The transcript is spliced from 3 exons.
AGGCCUUAUGGGAGUUGUAGUCUCGGCAUUUUUUUUUUUUCCUUCUCCAGGCUUCCGCGUGGCCGGCAGAGUGCAGAGCCCAUUCCACUCAGUGUAGACAUCCCAGGCGACCCACUUCUUUUCCAAGAUGCCCGCCCCGACGUGCUUCUCCUGUCACAAGACCCGUGCUGCCCUCCGUCGCCCACGCUCUGGGCAGGCGCUGUGCGGCUCCUGCUUCUGUGCUGCCUUUGAGGCUGAGGUGCUGCAUACAGUGCUUGCCGGGCACCUGCUGCCGCCGGGCGCUGUAGUGGCCGUGGGUGCCUCUGGUGGCAAGGACUCCACAGUGCUGGCACAUGUGCUGCGCGAGCUUGCGCCACGCCUGGGAAUCACCCUGCACCUAGUGGCCGUGGAUGAGGGCAUCGGCGGCUACCGCGACGCUGCGCUGGAGGCGGUUCGCAGUCAGGCGGCGCGAUGGGAGCUGCCGCUCACCAUCGUGGCCUACGAAGAUCUCUUCGGAGGCUGGACGAUGGACGCCGUGGCCCGUAGCACCGCAGGCUCUGGCCGCAGUCGCUCCUGCUGCACCUUCUGCGGGGUGCUGCGGAGGCGCGCUCUGGAGGAAGGUGCGCGCCUUGUGGGAGCUACACACAUCGUGACAGGCCACAACGCUGACGACAUGGCUGAGACCGUGCUCAUGAACUUCCUGCGUGGUGAUGCUGGGAGACUGGCGAGGGGUGGAGUACUGGGCUCCACGGGCGAGGGGUGCGCACUUCCCCGGUGCCGGCCUCUGCAGUUUGCCUCACAGAAGGAGGUGGUGCUAUAUGCCCACUUCCGCCACCUCCGCUACUUCUCCGAGGAGUGUGUGUAUGCCCCUGAGGCCUUCCGUGGCCAUGCUCGGGACCUGCUUAAGCUCCUGGAGGCAGCCAGGCCCUCGGCCGUGCUGGACCUCGUGCACUCGGCAGAGCGUCUAGCUCUGGCUCCCGCAGCAAGGCCCCCUCCUCCGGGCACUUGCUCCCGCUGCGGAGCGCUGGCCAGCCACAAGCUCUGCCAGGCCUGUGCUCUCCUAGAUGGCCUCAACCGAGGCCUGCCGCGCCUGGCCAUUGGCAAGGGCCGCCGUGUGCUGCAAGUUGAGCCACCACAGCCUGGGAACCCAAGCCGAGACACCAGUAACCCUGUGGCCCCACCAGGACCCUGCACCUGCAAGCAACCCAAAGAUGAAGCCAACCCAUGCUGGAACGGAGGGGACCGGGCAGGAGCUACCUGUGUAUCGCAGAGUGACCUGAGCCCCGUGGCGGAGUGACCUGAGUUGUGCACUGUACAUUGCCCAGUGCCCUGCAACUGUAAUCUAUACACUGUGAAGUGAUUUCCCUUCAGUGCACUGCACUCUCGGACAGACCUGUUUCCCUGUGGAGUAUCUGUACCCUGCAGAGUCAUUUGAGCCCUGCAGAUUAUUGUACCAUACAGCGACCUACACCUUUAAAGUGAUCUGUGCCCUGCAACCUGAGCCCUGUGGAGUGACUGUACCCCAUGGAGGGAUGUGCCCUGUACAGCAGCCUGAACCUUGUACAACUAUAGGGAGCCCCAGGCAGGCUACCAGGUCUAAGAGAGAAGGGACCAACAACCAUGCAUUCCUGCACACCUCUGUUGGUCUCUGUGGGCUCAAGUACCCCGGCCCUCCUUUUCUGUUUUCCCAAGUCAGGUAAACAAAGUCACAUGAUUAAUAGGAAUAUUCACAAUCAUCACUAUCCCCCUUUCAUCCAGACACAGCUCUUGCACCUACGGGAAUCUGAGAAAGUUUAUUCUGAACCAGUUAGGACCUUCCAUGGUCAGGUAUGUGAAUUGAGGCUGCCCCAGAAAUACUGCAGUGGGAACAGUUAUACAAACAUUUACAGCCCUAGAACAAUAGAAAGUCAUUAACCAAGACAUUGGUCAAAUACGUCUGUGUGAACUUCAGGUAGACAGGUUACAGCCAAGCUGAAAUCCCUUCUGCAGGUCUUAGGUCCUAUCUGAUGAUUUUCUUAGCUUGUGGGUCUUUGGAAGCCAGUGGUCUGCUGAGCUGAUACAUUCCAAACCAAAUUUGUUGUUUUCACAUGGUUGUUGGGUCAGUGUCCUGGCUGGCUGUUUGGGUUUGUUGUUGUUGUUUUUGCCAACUUUACAUAGGCUGGGAUCAUCUGAGAAAAUGCUCCCAUAAGAUUGGUCUACAGGCAAACCUGUGGGGCAUUUUCUUGAUUGAUGAUUGAUGUGGAAAGGGCAUAGCCCACUGUGGGCGGUCCUGUCCCUAGGCAGGUGAUCCUGGAUGCUAUAAGAAAGCAGGCUGAGGAAACCAGUCAGUAGCAAUGUUCCUCCAUGGCCUCUGCCUCAGUACCUGCUCUGACUUCCCUCAGUAAUGGAGUGUGACCUAAAAUGUAAGUUGUAAUAAAACCUUUUCUCCUCAAGA